Cuscuta epithymum is the source of this 1457-nucleotide messenger RNA. NCBI's taxonomy places the organism in Eukaryota, Viridiplantae, Streptophyta, Magnoliopsida, Solanales, Convolvulaceae. The record is from the annotation of a GenBank genome assembly.
CAAAUUUUAAAAUUGGUUUAUUCAGCCGCAUCAAAUGCUAGUUACACUAUGGCUGCAAAUAAAGCAAAUUUAGUUAUUAGUAAAGCUGAAGUGAAUGAGGGGACUGCUCGAAAAAAAUUAAAACCUCGGGCUCGUGGGCGUAGUUAUCCAAUAAAAAGACCGACCUGCCAUAUCAGUAUUGUACUAAAAGAUAUUUCAUUCAAUGAUUCUGAAUCUGUGGAGCUCGGUUUGCUAAAAAAACCACAAGCGAAAAAAAAUUCUAGAACUAAAGCAUAUUCUGAUAUCCAGAAUAGGAGGUAUUUAUGGGACAAAAAAUAAAUCCACUUGGUUUCAGACUUGGUACAAACCAGGCCCAUUAUUCACUUUGGUUUUCAAAACCAAAAACGUAUGCUGAAAAUCUGCAAGAAGAUCAAAAGAUAAGAGCUUUUAUCAAAAAUUAUGUACAAAAAAAUAGAAUCAAACCCUCGGCUACCGAGGGAAUUGCAAGUAUAUAUAUUAAAAAAAAGACUCGAUCUAAUCCAAGUCAUAAUAUAUAUGGGAUUUCCAAAAAUAUUUAUGGAAAAUAGCCCACAGGGAGUUGAAGAAUUACAAAAAGCUCUACAAAAAAAAUUAAAUUUUGUAAACCGAAAACUGAAUAUUGCUAUCACAAAAAUUGAAAAACCGUAUGGAAAUCCUAAUAUUCUUGCCGAAUUUAUAGCUGGACAAUUAAAGAAUAGAGUUUCCUUUCGAAAAGCAAUGAAAAAAGCUAUUGAAUUAGCUGAACAAGCAGAUACAAAAGGAAUUCAAGUACAAAUUGCGGGACGCCUUGACGGAAAGGAAAUUGCACGUGUGGAAUGGAUAAGAGAAGGAAGAGUUCCCCGACAAACUAUUCAAGCUAAAAUGGAUUAUUGUUGUUAUUCAGUUCGAACUAUCUACGGGGUUUUAGGCAUAAAAAUUUGGAUAUUUUUUGAUGAAGCUCAAUAAAAUUUUAUUCAUUCUUUUUACCUGUAAUACCAAGCGGCCCAUUUCACAAAUUAUUUUGUGUAAUGAGCAGGAACAGUUCUAAUUGAUUUCUAAUUGAUAAUAAUGAAUUCUAUAAGGUUGAAUAAAAAUUUUAUUUAUUUUUUAAUAAAAAUAUCAUUGCUAUGCUUAGUGUGCGACUCGUUCAUUUUUUUAAGGUUAGCAUGAAACCAAACCCAAAGUAACAACUACUCACUCGAGAAGAAAUUACCUAAUAACUAACUCAUCAAUUUCGCAUUAUCUGGAUCUAAAUAACCAGUCAUGAUAUGAUUAGCGCUCAUAUCGUUGUAGCAAUUGCCAUUUAUUUGCAUAAACAAAAAUUAUUCAAAUAUUAUUGAAGUUGCCAAGCAAGAUAUAAAAAAGAUGUAGAUAAUUGGAAGGGAGAGAGAAAGGAAGAAAAAUAAGCUCAAUGAUUGAAAAUUCCAAUAUGUAGGGUCUAACAAAAUAGGCAAUGUAAU